Messenger RNA from Cricetulus griseus (Chinese hamster), 1561 nucleotides. NCBI's taxonomy places the organism in Eukaryota, Metazoa, Chordata, Mammalia, Rodentia, Cricetidae. The record is from RefSeq and is a predicted model, not a curated record.
AGGCAGGGGUGGGACGGUGCAGGCGCAGAGAAUUGGUUUGGCUGGCUUGGAUUUAAAGCGAUAGAAGCUGUUGGAGUCCUACAAGGCAGUCCCCGAUACCCUCCCCUCAAGUCCUUGGGGCCAUUUGGGUCCCCAGAACUGGGGAGAUGGUUUGCGGCGGAUUUGCCUGUUCCAAGAAUGCGCUGUGCGCUCUCAACGUGGUUUAUAUGCUUGUGGGCUUAUUGCUCAUUGGCGUGGCUGCCUGGGGCAAGGGCCUGGGUCUGGUGUCCAGUAUUCACAUCAUUGGAGGAGUCAUUGCUGUGGGAGUCUUCCUUCUCCUCAUUGCAGUGGCUGGGCUCGUGGGGGCUGUUAACCACCACCAAGUGCUGCUCUUCUUUUACAUGAUCAUCCUUGGCUUGGUCUUCAUCUUCCAGUUUGCAAUCUCUUGCUCUUGUCUGGCUAUCAACAGAAACAAGCAGAUGGAUGUCAUCAACGCGUCCUGGUGGGUCAUGAGCAACAGUACCCGGCAUGAAUUGGAGAGAAGUUUUGACUGCUGUGGUUUGUUCAACCUUACAAUGCCGUACUUACAAGAUGAUACUUCCUGUGGUGCAAUGUGCAAGACCAGAAGUUCUGCAUGCCAGAUGUGUGGGGAGAAGUUCCUCAAACAUUCGGAUGAAGCCCUGAAAAUCCUAGGUGGUGUUGGCCUCUUCUUUAGCUUCACAGAGAUUCUUGGUGUUUGGCUGGCAAUGAGAUUCCGGAACCAAAAAGACCCCCGAGCCAACCCCAGUGCCUUUCUAUGAGACUUCUUAUCUUUCAGAUAGGAUCUUUGAAGCCUAGGCUGGUCUCCAACUUGCUAUGUAGCCAAGGAUGACCUUGAGUUCUGGAUCCCCCUGCCACAGCGACCCAGUGGUGGGGUUACAGGUGUGUCACCACACUCAGCAAGUCUCUGGAUCCUUGCUUUUGCUCUCCCCUCCUAAACUCCUGAAAACCUAGGUGUGGUUCUCCCCCGACACAUGUUGUUUGUUUUAAAGAACCUAACCCACUAAACCUAAUUAAGUGGUUAAACUUUUGUUUUUACAAAUUUUGAUGGAAACAAGAUAUAGGGAAAGAAAAACUUAAUACCUCUUUCUGGGAGAAUAUAGUAUUACUCCUAGAAGCAUGGAUGGGAGCUGGGAGCUUUUCCUAACUGUUUUCCCUCACUUAGACACCCUAGCCUGGCUCCAAGGACAAAUCAGAAAAUACCAGGGGAAACAACUUUUGUGGGGAGCGCGCCAGGGCUACAGCCCAGGGCCUCACACAUGAUAGGCAAGUGUUUCUAUCAUAGCAGUCUUACCCAGGCAGGACCCAGAGUGAAGCAGAGACGUAAAACUAAAGCCAUUUUAACUGAAAACAAAAACAAACAAAAAAAACGAGAAAGGAUAGAAAGGUCCUUUUCAAUCUUGUCAGCCAAACAGCCGGACUGCCUAAGUCCUGUGUGACAGCCUACAGGUGUUGCAGAGAACCCUCUUGCAAGUGGGCUCUCAAAUCUCCCAAAGGCAAACCCAAUCAGAAAAACAUUAAAGGGGUGAAAAAAAAGACCAUA